AUGACCUCCGACGAACAGCCCACACCCGAGACCCAGCCAACGCUCUCCUCAGCGGCCGCGCCCAUCCCAGCGCCCGCAAUAUCGCUCAAGACCGAGCUUCCUAAGACGCAGAAAUCAUGGAGACCGACAGCCAAGGGCAAGCCUGCCGACGUUCUCAAGCUCCGCGAAGACACCCCGAUCCCCCCACUCACUAAGGGCACCGUUCUCGUCAAGGUCCACGCCGUGGCUCUCAACCCAGUAGGGUACAAGGUGCUCGACUUCUUGCCCGGCUUCCUGCUCCGACGCAUACAGGCGCACGAGUUCGACCUCGCCGGCGUCGUCGUCGACGGCAACGGCACCGACUUCAAACCCGGAGACGAGAUCUUUGGCUCGAACCCUGUCCCGGUCACGGUCUCGUCUGGCUGGGGCUCGCUCGCGCAGUACGCCCGCGUCCAGGCCGGCCGCGCCGUUCUUCGCCCGGCCUGCCUCACGCCCGUCCAGGCUGCUGGGAUCCCGAUCGCGGGCCUCACCGCGUACCAGGCGCUGCAGAACAUCGGCGCGCUCAAGCCCGGCCAGCGCGUGUUCGUCAACGGCGGGAGCACCGCGGUGGGCGCGUGGGCGAUCCAGCUCGCGAAGGCAUGGGGCGCACGCGUUGUCGGCGCGAGCACGAGCGCGAAGAACGAGCAGUACGUGCGCGGGUGCGGCGCGGACGUGGUCUACGACUACGCGAAGGCGCCGCUGCACGAACAGCUCAUUUCUGCGGCGAAGGAGGCCAAGGAGAAGGCCAAGGAAGGGGAGGAGGCGGAGGGGGUGUAUGAUGUGUUCUUCGAGGCGGUCGGGUUCAUGGACCCGGCGCUGUUCGUUCACAGCGCGGCGUACCUCGCGCCGAAGGGCGUCUUCGUCUCCGUUGGGCCGCAGGGACCGGGACUUCCGUCGUUCCUGUGGAACGUGAUGCUCAAGCCGGGGUUCUUGGGUGGGACGAAGCGCAAGUGGAAGUUGGUCAACGUGGACCCGAUCAAAAAGGACUUGGAAGCGUUUGCGAAACUGUGCGAAGAAGGCAAAGUCAAGCCGCUAGUUGACUCGGUCUUCGCGUUCGAGGACGCACUCAAGGCGUACGAGCGAGUCAUGACCGGGCGCGCGACGGGAAAGGUGGUCAUCAAAGUGGAUUCGGAUUCGGAGUGA
Molecule: messenger RNA, 1161 nt
Organism: Epithele typhae
Lineage: Eukaryota; Fungi; Basidiomycota; Agaricomycetes; Polyporales; Epitheliaceae
Product: NAD-P-binding protein
Exons: 5
Coding region: 1-1161 (386 amino acids)
Cellular component (GO): mitochondrion
Molecular function (GO): oxidoreductase activity
Source: RefSeq, a predicted model, not a curated record